Messenger RNA from Cuscuta epithymum, 1760 nucleotides. The record is from the annotation of a GenBank genome assembly. NCBI's taxonomy places the organism in Eukaryota, Viridiplantae, Streptophyta, Magnoliopsida, Solanales, Convolvulaceae.
GCUAUAGACAGACUUUGGCACUCGCUGUUGGGCAAAUACAAGAAUGACUUCCCUGCGGCUCUUAGUAUUGAAUAUCUUUUGGUUCCUUCAUUGUGCCUUCACAAUAACAAAUGCUGAUUUGAUAAAUCGCCUCCCCGGGCAGCCCUCUGAUCUUAACUUCAAUCAGUAUUCUGGCUAUAUUGUUACUGAUGAUUAUCAUGGAAGAGCUCAAUUCUACUAUUUCGUUGAAGCUCAAUCAAAAAAUAAACUUUCGUUCCCUCUGACACUUUGGCUUGGUGGAGCAUACGGGUGUUCAUCUUUUGGUGUCGGCGUUUUUGCGGAAAAUGGUCCAUUUAGGCCCGGGAAAGAUGGCAACUUGACAAAGAAUGAUUUUUCUUGGAAUUUAGCGUCCAAUAUGCUCUACGUAGACUCUCCCAUUGGGACCUCAUUUUCCUACUCCAAUUCAACUUCAGACUAUAAACACUGGACUGAUACCAACACAGCAAAUGAAAAUAUGAAAUUCCUUCUUAAGUGGUUUGAGAAAUUCCCUGAAUACAGCAAUCUAGAUUUCUAUAUUGCGGGUGAUAGCUAUGGAGGUCACCUAGUCCCUCAACUCGCUACAAAAGUACUCGAGUACAACACAAAACCACAUGUGAGACCGAUCAAACUCAAAGCCAUUGCAAUUGGAAACCCAUUUCUUGACAUCCGGAUAAGUCUAAGUGGGGUUGAAAACAUGUGGCAUCGGGGGAUGAUUUCGGAGGAGAUGGUGAGCAUGCAGAAGAGUGUUUGUAGCAUGGCAAGGUACUAUACUGAGUACGCGAGUGGGAAGAGGACUAAAGCCUGCCAUGAUAUGAUGCUCAAGUUAUUACAGGAAAAUGGGGAUGAGCUUGAUGUUGACGAUAUGCUCAUGCCAAUAUGUCUCACCACUGAUGAUAAUUCUUCUUCCUCACCUCAACAUUAUUAUAGGGGAGGUGCAAGUGAAACGAGCAUUCAUGAUCCUUGCAUUUAUGACAACGUAAAGGCAUACUUAACGAAGCCAGAUGUACACAGAGCUUUGCAUGUCGCUCCUUUGCCAUUUCAUUGGGAUACAGAAUGCACGGGGCUUGCUAAUCAACGGACACCGCAGUUUGAGAUUAAUAUCAUUCCUACAUUGUCAUUACUUCUACGACGUCAUCUCCCAGUAUUGCUCUACAGUGGUGAUCAAGAUCUAAUGGUACCUGUGGCGCAGACUAGGAAGAUUGCGUACAUGCUGGCUAGAGAUUUGAAGCUCACCACGCUGCAUAAGAAUGGACCUUGGUAUGAUGGCCAUCAGGUUGAAGCUCGAGCUUGCUACAUGUGCCCGUUGCUCGGGUGAUCCUUUGCAGAGAAGACGUGAUUGGGGGAUGGAGUCAAACAUUUGGUAAAUCUAGGAGAGGCAAAAACAUGACAUACUUGACAUUUGCUACAAUAAAGGGUGGAUCCCACUAUGCACCAAAUACUUCUCCAUCGGAAGCUCUCAUACUGUUUAAGUCGUUUCUUAAAGGAUCUUCACUGCCACGUAGAUUUAUCUAGUACCAUUGGCAAACAUAACAAAUUGUUAAAUUUGUCAUCAAGUAUGUGUGUGUGUGUGUUAUAAUAGAAAAUGCGUGUAAAUAACUAGUAAUGAAAGUGUGAAUAUUAUGAGAAUAUGACUUGAAUGCUCAAACUAUGAACACUACUAUAACGAUUAUUUAUGGGUUACUGUUAUUGAUUUUCAUACAUAUUGUAUGCCUUUUCUUUUCUUUUGAUAUACAAGAUUUCCU